Aspergillus bombycis is the source of this 1074-nucleotide messenger RNA. RefSeq names its product FG-nucleoporin nup42. The transcript has a single exon. The record is from RefSeq and is a predicted model, not a curated record. The annotation marks the transcript as partial. Lineage: Eukaryota; Fungi; Ascomycota; Eurotiomycetes; Eurotiales; Aspergillaceae.
UUUGGCAAGCCCUCUGGGUUCGGUCACGCAUCGGCGUUAGGCCAACCCUCAGCAUUCGGCCAACCAGCUGCUAGCAGUCAGACAGCAGGUUUUGGUCAACCGUCGACAUUGGGCCAGAGCUCUGGUUUUGGACAACCAAGUACAUUGGGUUCGGGAUCAGCAUUUGGUAAACCUUCGGGGCUAGGUGGUGGACAGCCUGCGUUUGGGCAGCCCAGUAUAGGCCAGCCGAACCCAGGCCAGCCUGCGUUCGGUCAACCAUCAGCGUUUGGGCAACCGUCAACAUUAGGAGGUUCGUCAUUCGGUGCAUCGACUAACGCGUCUCCUUUUGGUGCCAUAUCAAACCAAAAUCAGAGCGCAGGUGUCGGCUUUGGCCAAGCUGCGUCAACCACGUCUCCGUUCGCACAGGCUGCUAGCCAACAACCUGCAGCACCUUCUGGAUUUGGACAGCCAUCAACCACCCCAGCAACAACAGGCGGCUUUGGUCAGCCCACGCAAACACCAUCCCCAUUUGGCCAGCCCCAACCCCAGCCAACAUCCAAUCCAUUUGGACAACCAUCCACUACACCAAAUCCUUUCGGGGCUCCCAGUCAACCACAGCAACAACAAGCACAGCCCGCUCCUUCGCCCUUUGGCCAACCAGCGGCUGGCUUCGCACAGCCCGCGCAACAACAACAACAACCACCGUCAGCUCCUACCGCUACAGCAGGCACUGGCCCUCCUGCCAUCAUCAAGGUUGAGGAUCCGAAUCAGCUCAGUCCCAUUCCACCCUUAUCCGGUCAGACGGUCCGAGAUCCUAUGACCAAGAGACUGUCCACAUGGAAAGGACAGCCCGUCAAGUAUAUUGACAACAGCCCGUGUUAUCUGCAUCCUCAAGACCGCCAAACAUACGUUCGCAUCUUCUUCCCGGAUGGGCCUCCCGACCCGGCGAGCUUGAGAGAUGCAACAGGAAAGCCGGAAGAGUAUACCCCUGAGGUCACGGAACAGUAUGAGUUUUUUGUUAAAAACGGAUACUUCAAGGACGGCGUCAUCCCAAGCGUACCACCGAAGACAGAAUGGGUGAGUUUCGACUUUUAG